Molecule: messenger RNA, 4804 nt
Organism: Annulohypoxylon maeteangense
Lineage: Eukaryota; Fungi; Ascomycota; Sordariomycetes; Xylariales; Hypoxylaceae
Product: amino acid permease-domain-containing protein
Exons: 4
Coding region: 522-4277 (1251 amino acids)
Biological process (GO): chloride transmembrane transport; potassium ion homeostasis; chloride ion homeostasis
Cellular component (GO): membrane
Molecular function (GO): potassium:chloride symporter activity
Source: RefSeq, a predicted model, not a curated record
CAUGAACAAAACCAAUAUCCUUUCCACAUUAUGUCUCAAUCUCUUUUCAGCUUCUAGGAGAGUCUCCCUUACACUCUGUUGAAUAUUUCCUAUUUCCUUCAUGCGAAAUAACCGUUGGUAAAAGUUACCUAAGUUCUCUCUCCACAAGCAAACGCAUGUCUCGUUUUGGAUCAGCUGCCCGACGUCAUUGGACGAACCUCGAAUCAAGAUUCAAAUGGGCUGUGGGGAAUCAAACAGGGCUAAAACAAGUGCAGUUAGCCCUAUGAUGCUCCCUGUUGGAAGAUCCUAUCUCAUUCUCGGCAUCAACCUCAAGCGGGGUGCAUCGAUGAUUACAUAGUGUCUUGCCAGGACAAAGCACUUGGCCACGCCAGUAUCAUCCAUGAUGUCUCAUAAAUAUUUCCAUUGAGAAGCGCGGUUUUCCUAUACUAGGAUAGAGACGACGUCGCUGCGAUCCGCUGUACUAUCUCGAGAUUUCAGAAGUUUAGGCAUCAUCGAAAGGCUCUAAAGAGCUAUAAGUCAAGAUGCCUCCAGAAUCUCGAGGAGAUAAGAUGGACGGCGGUCCAGCACCGCCGAGCAAGAAAGUCAAGCUUAGCCUCGUUGCUGGCGUCUUCGUUCCCGUUGUUUUAAAUAUAAUUAGUAUUCUCAUGUUCCUUCGUUUCGGAUCAAUAAUGGGUCGAAUUGGUUUGCUUGGGAUGCUUGGUUUACUAGUUGUAGCCUAUAUUGUCGACUUCAUUACCACACUCUCCCUCUCCGCCAUCGCUUCCAAUGGGGAAGUGAAGGGAGGCGGCGCUUAUUAUCUAAUCUCACGGUCUCUCGGCCCUGAGUUUGGAGGUUCUAUUGGAAUUCUAUUCUACCUUGCUCAGGUCGUUAACACAUCACUCAACAUCGUUGGUCUCAUAGACUGCUUGAAACUAAACCUAGGGAGUCUUGUACCCCAUGGUUACUGGGAGAGUUAUGCUAUGCAAACUGCAGCUCUUGUCGUCUGUACAGGUCUCAGCCUCGCUGGUCGUGCUCUCUUUGUACAGGCGAGUGGUGUUCUUCUUGUCAUAUUAAUAGUAGCUAUUAUAAGUAUCCCAAUAUCGACCAUCGCGAGAAGCCCAUUCAAAGAUGACACGCUCGGAAUCGAAUUUACUGGAUUCAGCCUCGACACAAUGCGCUCCAACCUGUAUCCACACGCGGCUGGUCCAACGUACCGAGGUCUCGAAACAUUCAGACAAUUGUUUGGUAUACUCUUCAGUGCUACGUCAGGUAUCUUUGCCGGAGCUUCGAUGUCGGGUGACCUUCGCAAUCCAAGUAAAGCUAUUCCGAAAGGAACGUUAUGGGCAAUGGCAGCAACCUUCGUCCUUUACUUGAUCGUGAUAUUAUCGAUAGCAUCUAGCAUUACUCAUCCGUCUUUUCUCCGCGAUACCAAUAUUAUAUCCACAACAAGUAUUUGGUCACCAUUGAUCCUAGCGGGAGAGUGUGCCACUACAUUCUUCUCAGCUUUGAUGGGAAUUGUUGGUGGUGCCAAACUUCUUCAAGCUCUUGGGCGAGAUAAGCUACUCCCCGGAUUAUUCGUAUUUGGCAAGGGAAAUAAGCGAGACGACCCCAUCCUAGCGGUACUUGUCACCUACAUCAUUGCACAAGUUGCUCUGUUCGCAGAUUUGAAUCAAAUUGCAACUUUCAUAUCUAUGGGUUACCAGAUGACAUUCUUCGUCAUGAACCUUGCUUGCUUCUUACUGAAGAUAGGAUCAGCUCCUAAUUUUCGUCCUGCGUUCAAAUUCUUCAGUUGGCACACAGCUUUUGUGGGAAGUGUUCUUUCUGCCGCUGCAAUGUUCUUCAUUGACGGGACAUAUGCUGCCUCGGCGAUAUGCGUCCUGAUAUUUCUCUUCCUUAUUAUUCAUUACACAAGUCCUCCGAAACACUGGGGCGAUGUUUCUCAAAAUUUAAUAUAUCAUCAAGUGCGAAAGUACCUUUUAAGACUCAAACCCGAGCAUAUUAAGUUUUGGAGGCCCCAGAUCAUACUACUAAUCAACGAUCCUCGGCAUCACACCAGGCUGAUUCAAUUUUGCAACUCGUUAAAAAAGGGAUCCUUAUACAUAUUAGGCCACGUCAUUGUAACAGAUGAUUUCAACUCGGGGGUACACGAAGCAAAAUUACAGCAGUCAGCUUGGACUCGGUAUAUCUCGGAAUUUUCGAGAAUAAAAGCUUUUGUCCAACUAACAAUGUCGCCGACAAUUGAAUGGGGGGCACGAAAUUUAAUUAUUUCCGCUGGACUAGGUGGCAUGCGACCCAAUAUCGCCAUUUUGGGGUUUUAUAAUAUGGAUGAGUUGCGCAAGUCUAGGCCUCUUGCGCAAAUACCAGAGGUCCCUAGUACGCCUACAAAAACGAAAUUUGAAACUAAGGCUGAAGGGAAGGUUACCAAACGCCGGCGUGGGGAUACCUCUGCUCGACUCUUGGAUGGAUUUCUCCCAACUGACACUAUCCGCACGGAGAGCAUGAUGUCUGUUACAAGCUAUUUGACUAUAUUAGAGGAUCUUGCGUUGCGCCAUCGUCUAAAUGUGGCUGUUGGUAAAGGCUUCCAAGCACUUGAAACACCACGUCGAGAUGGGAAUAAUACGAAAAAAUAUAUCGAUCUUUGGCCAAUACAGAUGUCGGCUGAAAUCACUGAUGGCGAUCAAAAGGUGUGGACGACCAACUUUGAUACUUAUACGUUAAUCUUACAACUCGGAUACAUUCUUCAAAGUGUUCCGGCGUGGAAGAAAGCAUACCAACUGCGCAUCUUGGUAUUCGUCGAAUAUGAAAGCGAAGUUAAACAAGAAGAAGCUAGACUCAAGGCUUUACUAGACAAGUUACGCAUAGAUGCGACAAUUCGAGUAUUUUGGCUUGCCUCAGGGCAGCUUCAGAGUUACGAGACUAUUGUCAAUGGUCGUGGGAUUAGCUCCGAGCUCGGAAACAUUGUAAAUGAGCUGUUGAAGGACGAUGAAUGGUGGCAAGAAUUGCAGAAGUUGAGAACCGAGAGUCAUAAUAUGUCCCGAUCACAGGAACUUGCCUCGUUAGGGGAUAUGCUUAACGCUACUAGACGCAGAGGAAGCUCGGUAUCUAAAUCCGAUGCGCACGGCAGUUUACCAAGAGGACUUGAUGUGAGUGAGUUUUUGGACGGAUCUAAGAAGCCAACGGUUUCUACGUUUGCAAAGUUAGGUGUCAAUUUUGGUAUCCACACUCACCAACUUAACUCUUCCACAUUUGGCGGCAGAACUGAAAACAACUCUCCCGACUUCAGCGAUGAUGAUGGCGAAUCUAUAGCAUCCGAAGAUGUUGAUUUUAACGACAUUGCUAGCGCGGCAAGUGAUGGCGGUGAAGGUUUACAUUCAACCCGUCGAUCUAACUUUCUAACUUUUCAAGGUCGGAGAAGAAGUCAUGGAGACCUCAUGUCCUCAUUCAAGAACCCAGAAAACUCUCACACCCAGCAAUCGGGGUAUUCGACGGGAACUAGCUCGUUGGGAUAUGGUACAAUGGUACAGACGGCAGGGUUGGCUACAACACAAACACCCCCUAUUCAGACAUCACGGAGUUCUACUGGCCUCCUUAGCGCUACGUCAGAGCUAAGUGAGAUUUCGCCUAUGAUACCAAAACCACCACCCAGGCCGGCACUUUCGCGCCAUUCAUCAGCUACUCGGUUUACUAGUAAACCAACACCUGAAACUACAGUUUUGACUGAGGGGGAAACGGGCUCAAGGAUCACGUUCUCUAAAGAAGAAGAGCCAUCCCGGGCUAAACGUCCACCACUAUCGCGAAACGCUUCUACCGGCCGGUUUUCUAGCCGCCCUGUUCCCGAGACAAGAGUUGAGGAUGAAGAUGGUACCGGGCCACGCCUUACAUUUGCAGAACCGGAACCUAGCUCAUCUGAGACGCCACUGAGAUCCAGAAGGAACUCUGCUUCUAAAAAGGAGAAGCCCUCGGAAAUACAGUUCAACUUACCGGAGCUAUUAGCAUCGUAUCACCCCGGUCGCCAAUCCGAUGACGAGGCACAUUCUACUUAUUCAACACAAAGUCUCCCUCUUUCGUUUAAUGAUUUGCCAAGCCGAGCUCAACAUCUCAUACUGAAUGAGCUUAUGCGCCAACAUAGCAGUGAUACAGCGGUGCUGCUAACGACGCUCCCGAUUCCCGAGGAGGGGACUUGUCAAAGCGAAGAGGCCAGUUUAGGUUAUCUGACCGACAUCGAAGUUCUCUGUCAUGAGCUCCCUCCAGUACUACUUGUCCUGAGCAAUAAUAUGACUGUAACGGUUAAUUUAUGAUAUAUGGCUAUCUAGACGAGAUUUCCCAUUUACGAGAAACAAUCAUAUAGGCGCCGGUGUUGCAUUUUUCACUUGGGAUGUUGAUAUUAAAUUUGUUACGGCUUGGAUACUAUAGAACCAGCCUCUUACUCCUAUUAUACACGACCUUCCUAUUGUCACUAAAAUUUCGUUAGGCAACAAAUGAACCUUGGAAAUCAAAGCAUAUAAUAAGUGGACAUUAUCUAUUUUUUCACCAUGACUUGAACGAGGUGUUUGAUCUAUGACUUAGGCGCUAUUAAGUGUCACGUCAGGGUUUAAUAGGAAGUACUGUGGUUUUCUGAUAUACGCUUUACAGCUACCUAUGUUUGUCUUGUAAUAUAAUCUCAUGUUCAAUUGGUGACGCAUUGGCGGACUGAAUAUACAGUUAACAGAGUCUUAUGGGAUAUGGGGGAUGUAUGCUUGAGUUACACAUCUGAGUUUUAGAUGUGUGAUAAAUCAAUGUUGCUGGCAAGGAGGUUACUAACGUCUCAAUAAGCCGCUCACUGACU